Messenger RNA from Desarmillaria tabescens, 1416 nucleotides. RefSeq lists its product as uncharacterized. The record is from RefSeq and is a predicted model, not a curated record. NCBI's taxonomy places the organism in Eukaryota, Fungi, Basidiomycota, Agaricomycetes, Agaricales, Physalacriaceae. The transcript is spliced from 3 exons. Bases 1 to 1416 code for a protein of 471 amino acids.
AUGGCACCAGCUUCGAAAAAGACAAAGAUCUACACGCUCUCCAAAGCAGGGAUUGAUAUUUCGCUAUUCAACGACCUUAUCCAGAGCAACGAUGCACCUCUGGAUGAGGAGCUAAGGAUUCUGCGUCAAAUCGCUGACGAUGUCCAACGCAUCACCUCUCCCAUGCGCCGCAUCCCUGUUGAAAUCAAAAGAAUGAUCUUCAUCGUCUGUAUGGAAACAUCCCGAAGUUCCUCCGACUCUGAAUCCUUAACACUCGCGGACUUCCAUGGGCAGUGGCGCAACAUCGCAGAAGAUGCGCAUGAGCUUUGGUCGGGCAUCACGCUCGAUUUCAACAAGGAAAGCGGCCUCACAGACGAUCAGCGUAUCCAUCAUAGCCUCUUCCUCCUCAACCUCCGCAUAGUUCGUGCCCAACACAUUAAUCGAAAGACGGGCAACGCCCAUAACCUCUUUGUCACGAUCAAAAGUUCCACCGACAUUUCUUCCAAUCCACUGUUUCAAAUGAUCUUGCAGACCACCGUGUACUGGAAGAGCCUUGUGAUCUCUCUCCCAAUGUCUACUUUUUCGGCUUGGUCUGCUUCGAAGCCUUCUUUUCCUCGUUUGGAGAGACUCAACGCGGAUCUGGAUAGGCAUGACAACGUUAUGCUGUUAGGGCACCAAUUCACAGAUGUCUUUGAGGUAACUCCGAAGCUCACGCAAGUCACGAACUCCAGCUUUAAGCUCACAUUCCAUUCUGACACCGUGAUCCCUGCUUGGUACUCCACUCUCUCGACAUACAAAUGCACCAUCUGUCUUAAAGCUAUCGACGAACUUCGCCACCUACCCAAUAUCCAAACACUAUCCCUUUCCUGUUACAGUUCCACCGACGUCGUGCCGGUCACCCUUCCCAAGGUAUCUUACCUUCGAUUAACUACUGUUAUGAAAGAAGAAGUCGCCCAUUUCAUCGCUACAUAUAAGCAGCUUUACCUACCUGGACUCAAGCACAUCGAGCUACUAUUUCCCUUCUUUGAUAUAACGUUCCUCAGAGACACCAUCGAAUUACCGAGUAGGCCCAUCUCCUCGAUAUCGCUCUCACCCAUCUCAAACACCGUCACACGCCUCGGAAUCGCGGAGUACAAAGCUACUCCCCAGGCUACGUCUCCCCUCCUUCCCAACCUCGAGACCAUCAAAAUCGCUUCGUACGGUACCCCUGAUAAAGACGUUCUCGUUGAUUUUGUUCAGUCUCGUCGUCAGAAUAGCGAAGGGGUCGUACAGUUGAAAGAAUUGGAGAUGCAUUGCAACCUGAAUUUCUCUGAAAUAGAGGGUGAUCUUGCGACACGAUGGAAUGCGCUUUCCGGCGCGAAUGGGUUUAUCGUCGGGAUUUCUGGCACCUGCCAAUAUCGGGUAAGUUUCUCUAUGCCACUUAGAAUUGCUCGUUGA